GUCGCGGGAAGUGCAUAGUGAACAAGUUGAUCCGAAAAACAAAGCGCGUGUUUGUAAACUGUUUCAACCUAGUAUAGUCACUCACAACCAGAUCCAGCAUGGCCUCUGUUGAUAAAUUGAGUAUUCAAGGUAUACGUAGUUUUGGUCCCAAAGAAGAAGAUAAACAAGUUAUCAAAUUCUUCACACCACUGACAUUAAUAGUAGGACAAAAUGGAGCAGGAAAAACAACUGUCAUAGAAUGUUUGAAGUAUGCAACUACAGGUGACAUGCCACCAGGAAGUAGAGGUCAAAGUCAUGCAUUUGUACAUGACCCAAAGAUUGCAAAUGAACUUGAAGUACGGGGUCAGGUGAAGUUGAGCUUCAAAGACGUCAAUGCCAAAGGGGUCGUUGUUUGUAGAAAUAUUGUAGCAACACAAAAGGUGAAAAAAGUUGAAUUCAAGACUUUAGAAAGCACUCUGACGAGGGCAAAGGACUUUGGUGAGAAAGUCCAAAUAAGUUCAAAAUGUGCUGAUCUCAACUUUGAGAUGAUUGGUUGUCUUGGUGUAUCUAAAGCAGUUCUUAAUAACGUCAUUUUCUGUCAUCAAGAGGAAGCCAAUUGGCCACUGAGUGAAAGUAAAGCAUUGAAAACUAAAUUUGAUGAAAUAUUUGCUGCCACCAGGUAUAUUAAAACUUUGGAUCAUAUUAGAAAGUUUAAACAAGAGCAGCUUGGUUCUAUACGUGAAUAUCAAGCAGAAAUCAAAUAUUUGAAGCAAAAUAAAGAGAAAGCUACUGAGAUAAAAGACAACAUUUCUAAAGCUGAAGCCAGAUUAGCUGCUACAACAGAAACUGUCAAUAAAAUAAAAGAACAACUAGAACCAGUAAAGAAUAAAUUGGAAGACAUUGCUCAGAAGGAAGGUAGUAUUUAUGAACUUGAGAAAAAAGUUGAGAACCUUGAGAGUGGAAAGGAACAAAUGGAUAGAAAUCAGAGGGAGCUGGAAGCUAAAAUAGAACACUUUUUUGAAGGACCUACUGAAGAGCUUCGUAGACUACAUCAUGAACAUCAUACUCGGAUGCAAACAAAGGAAGACAACCUUCACCGGGCUCAGAAAGAAUUAGAUUUUCUGUACAGAGAAAUACAAGAAUGCAAUGAUGAACAAACAAAGUUAUUAAUGGAACAGGGUAAACUGGAACAAGAAGCUAAGCAUCAUCAACAAAGUGUAAACAAACGUGACUCAUUGAUGCAAUUAGUUGCAGAAGAGUUUGGUUUUGAAGGAAUUGGUAAUUUACCCUACAGUACUCGGCAGGUCAAAGAGUUUAUGAGUAAUCUGAAACAACAACUGGAGCAAUACGUUGCAGAAACUAAAAGCACUAAAAAACAUUAUGACGAGAAAGAAAGUGAAUUUCAAAAACAGAUUGAUGAUUUACGUGAUGUCAAGACAAAAUUAGAACACAAUGAAAAGAUUAAACAGGACACUAUUAUUGAAAACAAGAAAGUUUUGAAGAAUGUUACAAGUGAGUUGGAUAGACUGGAUGCUUCUGCACAUAAACUGGAUGAAUUGGAGGAAGAGCUCCAGAAAGCACAAAGAGAUCUUAAAGAAGAAGAAAAGAAUAGCAAUAUUGAUGAGUUGAAGACAGAAAUAAGAGAUCUGCAACUGGAAAAAAAGGAUCAAGAGAAUAAAUUAAACAAGGUCAACAAAGAACUAACUAUUAUGACAGUACAGACAAGUACUAGGGCAGAGUUGGAAAUGUUACAACGUGAUAAACGAACCAAAGAAGAAGACAUAAAAAGACUCAAAAGUAAACAUGAUGAUGAGGUGAAACAUUUACUGGGACAUUUUCCAACACAGAAUGUACGAAUGAUGUUAUCAGACUAUUUGCUUAAACAAAGUAGAGCAGUGAAAUUAGAAGAGAAUCAACUACAGAGGAAGAGAAGUCAACUCAGUGCUAAGGAACAGCAAUGGAAAAUGACAAAAGAACUGCUGAAGAAGAAAGAAGAUGAACUGAGAGGCUACGAGGAGAAGAUCUUUGAAGUUUCUGGUCGUCAUGAUUUUGAUCAGGAGUUGGAUGAUUUAGAAGUCUCUAUUUAUCAUCUUCAGGAUGAAAAAGGUGCCUUGAAAGCCAGUGAGCAUUUAUAUGGACGGUACACAAAGCAGUUACAGAAAGCUGAUGCUCGGUGUCCUUUAUGUCAUCGUGGUUUUGGUGGUGACCAAGAAGUACAGGAUCUUAUUCAGGAGCUUCAUUCCAAACUACGUAGAGUUCCUGAGAAUCUAACCAAAAAGACAAAGGAAAUUGAUAAACAAGAAAAGAAAAGACGAUCUAUGCUUCAACUAAAACCAGUCAAGGAAUCGAUGGUCAAGAUAUCAGAGACUGAUAUUCCAGAUAUGAAAUCAAAACUCACAUCAUUGAAUUCCGAGAUUGAAAAACUAAGACAAGAAAUUAGUGAGGCUGAAGAUGGCUUAUCACUACUACAGAUAGAUGAGAGUACGGCUAAAGAUAUUGAGCCUGAUGCACUAAUGAUAGAUAAAAUGCAAAAUGAAAUCAGUAAUCUAGAAAGAAAGAUACAAGAAAAGCAAUCCAAGUUGACUGGUGGAGAUAGUGGACGCACUAUGCAGCAAGUAAGCUUAGCAAAGAAACAAUUGGAAAUGGAAUUGGAGACUCUUAACAGGAAUCUAGAGCAUAGACGACAGACAAUCCAAGAUACCUCAGAAACUUUACAGGAUCUGAGAGGUGUAGUCAAUCAAAUUACUCAUGAAAAAUUGAAUCUAAGUAGUCAACUCCAAAAGAGUAAACAGUUAGAAGAAAAAAGAGCUGCUUUAAUCACAGAAACUAAAGAAUGUCAACAUGAAAUUGAAUCUAAUCGGGAGCAGCUAGCACCUGUUGAGAGGAUGCUUGGCAGUCUACGUGAUCAGAAACGUAAUAUAACUGAAAAGAAAGAAACAGAACUUGAAAAGGGAAAAGCUCUGAUUGAAAAAGUCAAUAGUAAAAGGAAUGAAGUCAGUAAUUUGACCAAAGAUAUUGAUAACUCAGACAUUGACGAACUAGAAGAAAUGCCAAAAAGUGCAUCAGAAAGGGAAUUAUCAUCGCAUGGUGACGAUGAUAAAAUGGCUGACACAGAUGGAUCGCUGAGACUGAUCGAUGUUAGAGAGCGGGAGUUGCAGGAUAACUUACAACUACGAAAAAGACAAGAAGAGAUUAAAGUGUAUGAAACACAGAUUAAUGAAUUGAAAGAAAAUUUGGAAGGAUAUGACUAUCGAUCACUGAGAAAAGAAAAGACUAAACUACACAAUGAACAAGAAGAACUACAGCGACAGAAAAAUGUUGCAGUGACUCGUCAAAUCCGUGAAGACAAUGAAAUGAAGAUGUAUCAAAAGGAGUUACAAGAUGACAUGUAUCGAGAUGCUGAUGAAAAGUUUAGGAAUAAAAUGAUGCAAUUAGAGACAAAAGCACUUGCUAACUCUGAUUUGGAGAAAUACUACAAGGCUCUUGACAGAGCCGUUAUUAAGUACCAUCACACCAAGAUGGAUGAGAUUAAUCAGAUAAUGAAAGAGCUAUGGAAGAGUACAUACAAAGGGAAUGAUAUUGACGCAAUUGAGAUUAGAUCUGAUGAAGAAGAUGGUGGUGGUGCUUAUAAAAGAAGAAACUAUAAUUACAGAGUAGUGAUGUUGAAAGGAGACACAAGUUUGGACAUGCGAGGGCGCUGCAGUGCUGGGCAGAAGGUUUUAGCAUCAAUUCUUAUUCGUCUUGCAUUAGCUGAGACUUUCUUGAGUAUACUUCAAUAUAGAGAGCUUGGCAUAUGGACUGGUAGAGUGAGUAUACUUCAAUAUAGAGAGCUUGGCAUAUGGACUGGUAGAGUGAGUAUACUUCAAUAUAGAGAGCUUGGCAUAUGGACUGGUAGAGUGAGUAUACUUCAAUAUAGAGAGCUUGGCAUAUGGACUGGUAGAGUGAGUAUACUUCAAUAUAGAGAGCUUGGCAUAUGGACUGGUAGAGUGAGUAUACUUCAAUAUAGAGAGCUUGGCAUAUGGACUGGUAGAGUGAGUAUACUUCAAUAUAGAGAGCUUGGCAUAUGGACUGGUAGAGUGAGUAUACUUCAAUAUAGAGAGCUUGGCAUAUGGACUGGUAGAGUGAGUAUACUUCAAUAUAGAGAGCUUGGCAUAUGGACUGGUAGAGUGAGUAUACUUCAAUAUAGAGAGCUUGGCAUAUGGACUGGUAGAGUGAGUAUACUUCAAUAUAGAGAGCUUGGCAUAUGGACUGGUAGAGUGAGUAUACUUCAAUAUAGAGAGCUUGGCAUAUGGACUGGUAGAGUGAGUAUACUUCAAUAUAGAGAGCUUGGCAUAUGGACUGGUAGAGUGAGUAUACUUCAAUAUAGAGAGCUUGGCAUAUGGACUGGUAGAGUGAGUAUACUUCAAUAUAGAGAGCUUGGCAUAUGGACUGGUAGAGUGAGUAUACUUCAAUAUAGAGAGCUUGGCAUAUGGACUGAUAGAGUGAGUAUACUUCAAUAUAAGUAA
Messenger RNA from Saccoglossus kowalevskii, 4484 nucleotides. RefSeq names its product DNA repair protein RAD50.L-like. Gene Ontology annotation, cellular component: Mre11 complex; nucleus; condensed nuclear chromosome. The record is from RefSeq and is a predicted model, not a curated record. Gene Ontology annotation, biological process: telomere maintenance via telomerase; double-strand break repair; chromosome organization involved in meiotic cell cycle. Gene Ontology annotation, molecular function: double-stranded telomeric DNA binding; ATP hydrolysis activity; single-stranded telomeric DNA binding. Lineage: Eukaryota; Metazoa; Hemichordata; Enteropneusta; Harrimaniidae.